Messenger RNA from Cooperia oncophora, 594 nucleotides. The record is from the annotation of a GenBank genome assembly. Lineage: Eukaryota; Metazoa; Nematoda; Chromadorea; Rhabditida; Trichostrongylidae.
AUGUAUUCGGAUAGUGAAUUGACUUUCGGACGCUCGCCAUCAGACCACGAAGCUGUUCAACCUUCUAGUUUCACAAUACGAUUGGUUGUCGACGAUGAACCAGUUGAUAUAGAGUUUCGCGUGCCGAAAGAUUAUCCUUUCCAGAACUCCCCAACAGUUUUCAUUAGAAGGCAGGGGGCAUUUCAUGAGGAUCGGUAUGUCUUCAGAAUAAAUAAUGAUCUUCGAGAUUGGAUUCAUCAGCAGCAGCUAGGAAUCCCUCUAGUUACUGAGAUUAUUUCAUGGAUAGUCGAGAACCUUGCGAAAUAUGAAGCGGGGCGUGCCAAUCAAUGUGAUCAGGAGACGAAUUCAUGUGAGCCUGAUUGCUCAGAGGAGUUUGCACGGUAUUACAUAUUGUCUCAUCACCUCCGUUCUUCUGUGAAGAGGUCAAACAUACUACAGCUAGCAAAAGAACUACAUUUGUCCGGAUUUUCUUCACCCGGAAAGCCCGCUGUUAUCAUAGUCGAAGGGAAAACAUCAUCAUGUGAAGAGUUUUGGAGAGAAGUGAAAUCGUGGUCAUGGCAGCGAAUUUCAUUACGACAUUCAGGUAGCAUUUGA